UUGUAAACGCUGCUUAAUUGAUAAUACGGUGUCCGAGCGCGAUGCGUCCCUCGCGUCUCGCAGGACGUCGAAUGAGGGAAGGAGGAUGUUGGGGUUACAGCCGGGGCGUGGGAAAAUGAUGGUGUGGGAAAGAGUGGGUGGCCUUAAACAUUUGAUACCGGCGGACCGCGAUGUAAUUCAGACUGCUAGCCGGCGAGAUUACCUCUGUUUUCCUCUGAUUUGAUGUUCUCGCAUUUAAAUCAUGGGAACAGCCCAUCACUGACAUUAGCGACUCUACGAUCUAUAUACGUUUGUAGCGUGGGAAAAAAUACCACAUUUUUGUAGUAUUCGCGCCUCUGACCAUGGGAGUUCACGGCCUUUGGCGGCUCAUUGAGCCAUCCGGCAAGCCCGUGCCAUUGGAGACACUCGAAAACAAAGUACUUGCUGUCGAUGUUUCCAUUUGGUUGCACCAAGCCAUAAAAGGGUUUCAGGAUGCCAAAGGAGGCUCGCUACCAAACGCCCACUUGUUAGGCAUUUAUCAUAGAGUCUGCAAACUACUUUACUUCAAAAUAAAACCCAUAUUCGUAUUCGAUGGAGGCGUACCCGUGCUUAAAAAACAAACGAUCGAAAGAAGAAAUCAAUUCAAACAACGUAACCAAAAUGAUGCAAACAAAAUCCAAGAGCAACUUCUCAACACAAUUCUCAAGCAUUCAGCCAUCAGCAAAGUUCUUUCGGAUAAAGCAAAGGCAGCCCUUGAAAGCCAAACAACCAAAAAAAUUUCACCAAUUAAAAACAACAAAGAUGAAAGAGACAAUAUGUUUAUACUACCUGCUACUGAAUUCGACUCAACCAUGUCCUCAGAUGAUGAUUCAGAGUAUUUAACUGAAGAAACCACAGAAACUGAUAGUAGCCCUACCAAGCAGUUCGACUUACAUACAAUCGAAACCAAAAGUAGCUAUUUUAAAUCCUUACCGGCUGAUGUAAGGCAUGAAAUACUUACAGACCUAAAAGAAACCAGGAAGCAAUCCUCAUGGGGACGGCUGCAUGAACUACCUAGCCAAAGUAAUGAUUUUUCUGUAUUUCAAAUGAGAAGGCUUUUAAAAAGGCAGGAGGUACAGUCAGCUUUGGAGGAAGCUGAGAAGGAGAUGGGUGGCCAUUCCUUAUCUUUAGGUGAAUUGGAAACUAUACUGAAUGAUCAUGGUGUGAUAACCAUUGAAAAUAUGGGGAAAAGAAUAGCUUCUGAUGAAAAUACAAGAUAUCUUUUAAUUAAAGAUAUAAAACAGGCCAUGGAGAAGGCAAAAAAUGAGCAAGCACUUCAGGCUAUAAAGGAAAAAGAAGAAGUAUCUAAAGAAGGCGAAAAUGGGGAAAUCUCUACAUCUUUUGAAAAAAAGUCGGAAGAAAAAAAAAUCGCAGAUGAAGAAUUUGAUGAAGAUCUUAAAUUAGCUAUUGCUUUGUCAUUGCAAGAAGGACCCUCUACAUCCAAAGUAUCAAUGGGACCAUCAAAAAGCACUGCUGUAGAAGAAGUUAAAAAAAAUCUCCAAUUAUCAUUUAUCGACGAAAAUUUUGAUUCAGACUCAAGUGAAGACUUUGAAGAUGUCGUUGAACCAAAAAAACCUUUGACAUCCGCUCAAAGUUACAUGAUGGAGUACAGUGGAUUAACACCCAGUGAAAUAGCAAAAAUUAUUGAUAAAAAUGCUGUAAAAGGCGGAAAGAAAAUAAAAAAUCACAUAGGGGAUAUAAAACAGAAUGUAAAUAAAGAACAAAAUAUAGCUGAAGAGACACAGUCUGUAGCAGAAAUUAAACAGAAAUCAGCAGAAGAAACAUUGUCUGAUGAUGAGGAUUCUGACUUCUUGGAAGUUUCAGAUGCUGAAGAGUUACCAAUAAUAGUUGACAAUAAUAAAACGAAUAGUAAAAUCGAAAUCGUUGUUGAUCCCAAUAAGAGUUUGGAGGAUGAUUUAUUUCGUGAUAUUUUCGUUAAUGAAUCCAACAAGAAAAAAAUACAUUUGAAUGAAGAAAAUGAUGAUAAAGAUAAAAUAAAUGCGAUUGAAAUCGUUGUGAAUCCCAUUGUCACCCCUGAAGAUGAUUUAUUCAGUGAUAUUUUUGUCGAUGAAUCGAAUAAGAAAGAGGUGCAGUUUGAAAAAAAAUAUAUCAAUAUUACAGAAGAAAAUAUGAAAACAAUUGUAGACAUAAACCCAACAAAGAUUGAAAAUACAGAAAGUAUAUUGGAAAAAGAUGAUCAAAAGCUUAAAAGUAACAAAGAAGAAAUAAUAAAGGUUCCAGAGGAAAAGAAUGUAAGAACUGAAGUAAAAAAUAAGGGCAUAAAUUUUGAGGUUCAAAAUAUAAAAGAACUGACUACACCAGAAAUUAUGGAAACAGUAAACAUAGAUAAUAAUUCUAAAGAAAAUAAAAAAUCUGAAGUUGAAUCAAUAUCAGGAUUAUCAGAAACAGAACUAAAGGAAAUGAAAGACAAACUUAAGAAUCAGCAAAUCGAUCUCCUCAUAGAAAAAUCAAGUAAAGAGAGAAUGGCAAAAAAUAUAUCGGAUCAAAUGUAUCAAGAGGCUCAAGAAUUAUUGGAGUUGUUUGGUGUACCCUACAUAAUAGCUCCAAUGGAAGCAGAAGCCCAAUGCGCAUUUCUCGAUGACGUAAACCUUACAGACGGUACCAUCACUGACGACAGUGAUAUAUGGCUUUUCGGCGGCAAAACUGUGUACAAAAACUUUUUAAUCAGGCCAAGCAAGUGAUGGAGUUCAAAGCUGAGAAUAUUAAACAUCAUUUUAAGCUUUCCAGGGAGCAAAUGAUUUUAUUGGCAUUACUAGUUGGUAGUGAUUAUACAACAGGAUUGCAAGGAGUUGGCCCAGUAACUGCUAUGGAAAUAUUAGCUGCUUUUCCAGCGACUGAGAAAAACCAAAUAAAUUUAACACAAUCGCAAUUGGUUAGUGGAUUAAAGGAGUUUCACAUGUGGUUUGAAAAGGGCAGUGGUAAGCCGCGUUUAUCACUAAAAAAGAAAUUAAAAAAUGUACACUUCUCCGAAAAUUUUCCCAGCUUGCAAGUUGUACAAGCCUAUAUGGAACCCACUAUAGAAACUAGCAAAGAAAAAUUUUCUUGGGGUAAACCUGAUAUUGUCGCUUUAACAGAUUUCGCUAAGGAAAAAUUUGGCUGGACCAAAUUAAAGACUGAAGAAAUUCUAAAGCCUGUAAUUAAAAAAAUCGCUGAAAGUACUUCGCAAAAAACGAUUAAGGAAUAUUUUAGAACUAAAUUUAUUAUUCAACCAGGGUUACCCAAUGAAAAAAUCAGCAAAAGGGUCAGAGUAGCUUUGGAAAAGUUUGGUAAAGAUCCUGAUGAAGUUAGCGACGAAGAUGACGAUAAACCAAAACGUUCCAAAAAGAUUAAAAAAGAUGAAACGGAAGAUUUUAAAAGUAAAAAAGUCAGAGUGAGAAGAAACUCAAAAGAAAUCAAAAAUAAAACUGGCGAAGAUAAUAAAAAUGAACCAAAAGAACCAAAGCCUACUGGAUCUAGAAGAAAAUCUGAAGAAAAAGUUUCUGAGACAAAACCAGCUCAGUCUAGAAAAACUAAAAAUCAAGAUAAACCAAAAAGUACUUCUAGUAAAAGAGCUAAGAUUUCUGCAGACCCUUCCUUGUCAAAAAUACCAGAGGAACUCAAACAAGACGAAGAAAUAAAAGAAUUACAACAAAUCACAAAAGUAUCAGCUAAAAAAGUUGAAGAAAUAUCCAACGACUUAACCAUGGAAUUAAAUAAAAAGUUGUUAUUGCAAAAAGUCAAAGAAAAAGAGCUAAAGAAAGAAAUUGUAGCAAAACAAAUUCGAAAUAUUCACAUAAGAAAAGAUGUUGUUUACCAGAAAGAGAUGGAUAAAAGUCAUAUGUUAAGGUCCAAAAUGAAGGCAAUUGAAGUGUAUAGAAGGGGUAAGAUGGGGCCAGGGUACGUUAAAAAAAAUGAGAAAAAAACGAGGUUACCAAAGGACGAUGCGGGGUUAUCCGAAAGCAGUUCGGAUGAAUAAUUUAUUUGUGUGCAUGUUUUGUUGAUUUUUUUUAAUAAACCAUUUUUUAAUUUUAUAUUUUCUUUUAUUUAUCAUAU
This is a messenger RNA of Brassicogethes aeneus, 4071 nucleotides long. Lineage: Eukaryota; Metazoa; Arthropoda; Insecta; Coleoptera; Nitidulidae. The record is from the annotation of a GenBank genome assembly.